CGAACAUGAUCCAACGGGACACAACGAUUUCCCCACUGCCUUAACUUUCCAAUGCACAUCCAUAUGCCUCCCCCAUCGGAUAUAUAAAGAGCCGAAGCCAUUAUAUCACUUCAAUACAAUCGAAAUCAUAGCAUUAAUUCGAACUGACAGAAUUACAUUUCUCAUCGAACAAAUCCAUUUAAUCAAAACCAGUAAAGAGGAUGUCAGGAGAUCGAAAGGUGGGUGUUGCUGUGGAUUACUCUUCAAGCAGCAAAUAUGCUCUGAAAUGGGCUCUGGACAAUCUUGCUGACAAGGGAGACCAUGUUGUGAUCCUUCAUGUUCAUAACAACAAGGGCGCCGAAACAGGCCAGUCCCAGCUCUGGGAGAAAUCUGGAUCGCCUCUUAUUCCUUUGUCUGAGCUCAGACAGCCAAAUUUGGUUAAGCAAUAUGAUCUCACCCCAGAUUCCGAGACCCUGGACAUGCUGGACACUGCUGCAAGGCAAAAGCAGAUCAUAGUAGUAGCCAAGAUAUACUGGGGUGAUCCAAGAGAGAAGCUUUGUGAUGCAGUAGAGGACCUUCAGCUUGACAGCUUGGUAAUGGGCAGCAGGGGUCUUGGAUCACUGAAAAGGGUUUUCCUUGGAAGUGUGAGUAAUUAUGUUGUAACCAAUGCCAUCUGCCCUGUGACUGUUGUAAAGGAGCCUGGAUUCAAACCAUGAUGAAAUAGUAAUGGUUUCAGUGUUCACUUAUGGACAAAACCUUUUAAGCUAUGUAAGAACAGUGGGGCUAUACUGUUACCUGUGUUAUAUUUAUUUGAAUAUAAUUAGGACAAAUUUGGUUGGUCAAUAAUUAUAACUCCACUUUAUAGUAGAGUUUUUUUCGAAA
Cryptomeria japonica (Japanese cedar) is the source of this 861-nucleotide messenger RNA. Its product is annotated as universal stress protein PHOS32. Bases 201 to 695 code for a protein of 164 amino acids. Lineage: Eukaryota; Viridiplantae; Streptophyta; Pinopsida; Cupressales; Cupressaceae. The transcript has 4 exons. The record is from RefSeq and is a predicted model, not a curated record.